AUGGCCAUGGUGCUUGUUCCAAACCAGAAGCUAGCAUACUUCAAGAAUUACUGGCCAGAAGUCCUGCAGGAUGGUUUAAAAGAAGAAAUUGAGUCUGUGUUUCAGGACUACUUCUGUUCUGCCAGGAGCACCAGGGACCUGUCCUCUAGCAAUUCUAACACCAAGAAGAUCUCAGAACUGUCUUAUACCCCUCAGCAACAGUGA
This is a messenger RNA of Coniophora puteana RWD-64-598 SS2, 204 nucleotides long. RefSeq lists its product as uncharacterized. NCBI's taxonomy places the organism in Eukaryota, Fungi, Basidiomycota, Agaricomycetes, Boletales, Coniophoraceae. The record is from RefSeq and is a predicted model, not a curated record. The transcript is spliced from 3 exons. Bases 1 to 204 code for a protein of 67 amino acids.